AUGCCAGGGCCGGGGCGACUCCUGGGCCAGGCCGUCGUCGCCGCCUGUCUUCUCUUUGGCCUGUUAUUCUUAUUAUACCAGCCCUCUGGACAACCGCAAACAAGUUCGUCACGCGGACGACGUACCUCGGCCAAAGGUUUAGUUGAAGACGCAAGGAAUUCUACCCUCGGGUUUGGCGCUAUUUAUGUAAUCAACCUACCCGUACGAUCGGAUCGUCGCGAUGCCCUUUCUUUAAUGUCGGCUCUGAACGGUGUAGAUGUGGAGUACAUUGAUGGAGUGACUGGAGAUGAGGUGCCCGACAGGGCCCUACCACCUCCAGCAAGUCACGUCACCCUGCUGUCCGGCAACAUUGGCAGCUGGAGAGGGCACUUGAAUGCGAUCAGGGCCGUCGUUGAAAACAAUCUAGAUUCCGCACUCAUUCUCGAGGACGACGCCGACUGGGACCUCCGCAUUCAUGACCAAAUGUCUGACUUUGCUAAGGCAACCCGCACCCUAACACAGCCUCUCGCCGGCUCCAAGGCUUCCUACGCGGAUCCGACCUUCUACGACCCCUCGGAAGGUGGCCAACCUGAACUCAUGAACUUUGCCCAGCUCCCCCGAACCGUUUUGCCACAAGUUUCCCCAUACGGCGACGACUGGGAUGUGCUGUGGAUCGGCCAUUGUGGCACCGAAGCUCCGAAUAUUAACCUAAAAGAUAAGGACAAGGCAAAGCUAUCCAAAACACUACCCCGCGGUCGAGUUAUCCAGUAUAAUGACGACACCGUCCCGGAAAACCAUUAUCUGAAUGUUAUGGAGCAAGAACUGGAUCCUCGCGAAAUAUUCCCCGAUCACACGCGGACAACUCAUCACGUCAUGGGGCAAAUCUGCUCUCUGGGCUAUGCUGUUUCACAGCGAGGUGCACGUCGCAUUCUCUACGAAAUGGGCGUGGGAAAAUUUGACGGCCCAUACGAUAUUAUGCUGCGUGAUAUCUGCGAAGGUGUCAAUGAACGCCCUAAGGGCGCAGUCUGCCUUUCGGUCGAACCCGGCCUGUUUAAUCAUCAUCGUCCUGUCGGUCUCUCUUCUUACCACAGCGAUAUCUCGGAACAUCUUGACGCACCUGUCGAAGUCGCUUUCUCAGAAAACAUCAGAUACAGUGCACGUUUGAGUAUACCCAAACUGAUUGUUGGGGAUCCCGAACUCGAGGACCAAUGGCCAGACAUCGUUGGUCUUGAAAAGAACGACAAAACCGAAAUUACUAGAAAGUCGUCAUGA
Talaromyces rugulosus is the source of this 1251-nucleotide messenger RNA. RefSeq lists its product as uncharacterized. Lineage: Eukaryota; Fungi; Ascomycota; Eurotiomycetes; Eurotiales; Trichocomaceae. The transcript is spliced from 3 exons. The record is from RefSeq and is a predicted model, not a curated record. Bases 1 to 1251 code for a protein of 416 amino acids.